Stomoxys calcitrans (stable fly) is the source of this 19594-nucleotide messenger RNA. It is a transcript of the gene skd, whose product is annotated as mediator of RNA polymerase II transcription subunit 13. Gene Ontology annotation, cellular component: mediator complex. The transcript is spliced from 13 exons. Gene Ontology annotation, molecular function: transcription coregulator activity. Bases 1079 to 9256 code for a protein of 2725 amino acids. NCBI's taxonomy places the organism in Eukaryota, Metazoa, Arthropoda, Insecta, Diptera, Muscidae. The record is from RefSeq and is a predicted model, not a curated record. Gene Ontology annotation, biological process: regulation of transcription by RNA polymerase II.
AUAAAUAUUCAAAAUAUAGAAGAGAAUAAUGUACACUAUUCUGUGACAAGGUUACACAGAUAUUUUGGCAUUGUUGCUACAAAUUAGUAUGUGUGUUUGUGUGCGUAAGUCAGUCUGCUACGCUCGGUUUAGCUGUGUGGGUGCAUUUUUGAUUUUUGCCGACAACAUAUAAGAAAGUGACGACUAUAUAAAUGAGUUCAAGUGAAAAAGAGACCAUCAGCAAAUUACAAAAAACAUAAAACGCAAAUUUCUACGCUAAUUGUUGCAUUAACAACAUAAAUAUUAACAAAUUCUUAGCCGCAUUUAAACAUUACCGAAAACGGUCUAUGGUUAAGAAUGUCCAUGACGAAAUGAUCUGGCAGUGAAAAAGUGGAAAGCAAAACUGAUAUUCAGUUGCAGUGAGAGAAAAUCAAUUUUUUUGCCAUAGUGUCUGUGUGAAUAUAUACGGCUUUCCUUUGCUGCUUGUUGGCGUGUGAGUGUGUGUGUGUUCAAAAGAAAUGAGAUACACAGCGGUGUAAACUUUGGAAAUACGCAUAAAAAUGUAUUAUUUUCAUAAACGAAAAAGUCAAAAGAACAAAAAAACGCUUAAUUUUAAAUAAGGUUCAAGUUUUCCUAUUUUAGUGUUGAAAUGAUAAGUCGACAGUAGCAGCAAGCAGCAGUAAAAGUAACUCGUCAAAAAAUUGUAACAAGUACAAAAUACAAGAAAUAAAAGAUAAAACAAUCAACUACAAUUGAAGCAAACAAAAAAGGAAGAAAAAUCAAAAGAAGAGUUUAACUUUAAGAAAACGUUUUAAAAACCGCUUAAUAAAAAAGUUGUGAGUUUUUGCAAGUGCCCGAGCAGUCAGAUAACAAGUCGACGCGUUUUUUUUUACUUGUUUCUUGGCUAUAUAAAAAACGCCGCUGUCUACGUAGUCGUCGCUGUUUGUGCGCGCCGCAACUGAAUGAGCAUUUCAAGAUUGUUUUGUUUUUCUCGUGUGUGUUUUGCUGCCACCAUUCAUCAACAAAAACAACAUUAAACCUUAAUGAGAAUUAGGAAAAUGAGGAGCUGUUAUAUAGUUGUUGUUAAAAUCUAUGAACUAUGACGCAUCAAUCACAUCAGACAAACGGCGCAAGUUUGGAGGAUUGCCAUACUAACUUUUUUGCCUUGACUGAUUUAUGCGGAAUAAAAUGGCGCAAAUUUGUUAACAGCGAGCGGCCAAAUGCAUCCAGUGAUCCGCUGGAUGAUCCAAUUCUACGCUCAUAUUCGCGAUGCAUGCAAGCUGACAUACUUUGUGUUUGGCGUCGAGUUCAGUCCACUCGCCAGGACAACUCAGAUCCAAAUAACUUCGAUGUUGUUAAUACUUCCAAGGUGCAUCCGCCAUUAUCGUUAGCUGCUGCCAAAGAAUUAUGGCUAUUUUGGUAUGGCGAAGAACCUGACCUUACCGAUUUAGUGGAUGCCGACUUGUUGAAAGUAGCCGGAAAUCAAAUGCUAUGGAAUGGCACUUGGGAACGAGGUCUUACAUACGAAUGCCGUUCCUUACUCUUCAAGGCGCUACAUAACCUUAUGGAAAGAUUUGUGCUGACUAAGGACAUUGUGCGUUUUGGCAAAUGGUUUGUGCAACCUUGUACAUCAAAUGAACGAAUAUUUGGAAGAAGCUCACAACAUUUGUCAUUCUCUUUUACAUUCUUUGUGCAUGGUGACACUGUUUGUGCAUCGAUUGAUUUGAGAGAACACCCAGCAGUUCGUCCAUUAACCAAAGAACAUUUAGCAGAGGCAGCAGCAGCUUUUGCUGCGGCUGCUUCUAAUGCCAAUUCCCCAGAACAAACAUCACCAAAUUCGCCAAAUGGAGGUGGUGAAGGCGUUAAAGAAAAUGCCGCCGCCGGUACCACCAUUGCAGCAAACAAUGCAAAAUGCAAUAGCUUAACAAACAAUAACAUCAACGGUAGCGGCAACGGCAACACUAAUAACAACGCCAAUACCAGUGGUAAUAGUAAUGGUGGACAUCUGAAACCAAGAAAGGUGAUAUUGGCCCCAUUUGGUAUGGCUGCUACUCUAACGGGUAACAGUUAUAAAGAAAAUGAUCCAAUGGCUGAAAAAAUUCUCGAGGAUUGGGUAUCAUUUUUCCCAUUGUGCAAUAAAGAGAAUAACGAUGUACCACCGGUCGUUGAAGUUAUAGCUGGUGGUCAUAAAAUGUACCAUCCUUCCAUUUAUGUACUAGUCACUGAUUUGGAUGAUAUGGAGGAAAUGGAGGAAAUGGAAGCUGUUGCAUCACAAAAAUCAUCUUUAGGCUCUUCAUCAUCUGCCGGAGCGGCGGCUAUUGCCGCACUCUCCUCUGCCGCUAAUCAAGGAGGAGGAGGAGGAACAAAUGACGCCUCAAACAUUGAGGCAAAACCACCUCUGGUGGAAAAUGUUGGCAAUAGCAAACUGUCAGCUUCUGCCUCAGCUAAUAAUAAUACCACAUCAACUACCAAAUCUUCUUUAGCACAUAUGAUUGAGCGGCUAAAGAUUGAUCACACUAAAGUUCAACCGUAUUAUGACACACAAACGCGAAAUUUCACCUGCAACACAACUAAUACUCAUGCUCCGCCCCAGGCUGCAUGCGAAAUGCCUGAGAGAGCUUGGCAGGAUUGUAUCACAAAUUCAUUACACAUAGAACACACAUUGAAUGAUACAAUCUUAUCUUCCACCACCUCAACAUCAUCAUCGUCCCUAGCUCCAACGAAUACCAAUACCAACACAACCACCAGCGCCUCGCCAAAUAACACAAAUACAACGAGUGGUGGUGGCAGCGGUAAUGAGAAUACCUCUGCGAACAAUGCCGAAGGUUCUGCUGAUCAAACGGAUUCAAACAAUGCUGAUAUUAAACCGAAUCUAACAGCAAAUGUAUCUCAGAAACAGCAGCAGCAGCAACAAACCUGGGGUUUUAUUGAUCCCACACAAAAAGCACCAUGUAUAUGCACAAAAACCACUCAGGCGGCUUCUUCGGGACAAACACCAGGCAAUGGUACCCCAUUGCAAGGCGGAGUAUCCAGCUACUCGCGUAAUUCCAUGAUGGAUUGCAUGCCAAUACCUUCGGUAGGAUCGCCGGGAACACCAGCACCUUCGCCACAUCCAAAUUCGGCAUUGUCCCAACCAACUUCCGUACCACCCGCAGACCAAAUGUUAAUGAGUCCCCGUGCUCCCACAUCUGUACCGAAUUUGCAGCAGCCAACAACUCCAAUUGAUCAUCUAUUGGAUAAGAAUACACCAGCGCCUACACCCACAGAUCAGCACGAUAACAAAAGUAUAACAGCUUCGCCCUAUGUACAUCCAGCACCCAGUUGUGAGGCUCCUCUUUCUGUUGAAGGCAUGCAUGGCAUGGGAGGUGGCAUGGGACCUGGUAGUGUUGGACCUCAACCACCGAGUGUGGGGCGUUGUACGCCUACUAUUCACCCGCAGCAGUCGUCGCUACCUCCCCAGGCCCAGCAAUGUGGUUCGAUUUCAGUAAAAAAGUUCGAUGUGCAACCUGGAACGCCGCUGCUAUUAGGGGCUAGCAGCAAUAAUUGCUCUUCCGUCGUACAAGGCGGCCUACCUCCAUCGGAUAGUAAAAUGGAAUCUGUUGUCAUGCCUACCAGCGCAGCCACAGCAUUGCCAAAUAACAACUUCAAUAAAUACAACACGGUACAAUCGGCUGCAAAUGCUAUGAACGAGUUUUGGAAACUGUACAAACCUCCACAGAUUACUGUCAAGGACAUUGAUACGUUUGCAAAUGAUGAUUGCCUCAAGCUGGAUGUUCUUUAUGAUUUCACUAUACAAAAUGCUUGGGCAAAUCAUCCUGUCAAACGUUUCAAACCCAAUGAAAUCUCUAAGCAAUGUCGUGUACUACGCACAAAAACUCUUUAUGAGGGACACACGCACAUAAAGCCCCUAAUGCCUUCACCGCGUUCCAUAUAUGGAGAUCGAUUACUAGCAAUUGAUCCAACAGCGGCCGCCUUGGCAUCGGCGACGGGAAGUAAAUCAAAUAUGGAAGGUAUUGGGGUUAGCGGUAUGGGAAGCGGUGGUCUGGUUGGCAUUGCUUCCAACGCAAUGGGAAAUAAUCAAAUGACCAACAACAGCAACAUCAAUGAUACGCCCAGCGUAAAUAUUGGAAAUAGUGAAACUGCUGCCGGUGGGAGUAUUUUUGAAGAGUUGGAUAUUAAAACCGAAGUUGCUUCGGCUGUGGGUGCUUCAUCGACAUCACCUUGCAAAGAUUCAAAAAGUGGUAUUGGUGGGAAUCUAUUUACUGUGGAAGGUCUUAAUCCAUCGCCCAAUGACUUGGAGCAAUUGUUUGAGACAUCCUCAAACGAUGAAUGCGGGAGCGUUCAAAUACAUACUCCACCAGACUCCAAUAAUCCCUCUAAUGGAUGUGCUAUUACAACCAACACCAUUGAAGAGCUGAAACGUUCCACUAAUUCGGUUUUGGUUGGAGCAGCCGUUAGUGUCCAAGGCAGCAAUGCUGCCGUCAUUGCUGCUAUACAAAAUUGUAACAACGUUUCAAAUACGACCAAUACGUCUGGACUGGCUUCAUUGAAUAAUAGUGCGGGUAGUAUGUCUGGCGUUGGAGGUGGGAAUUCUGGCGCCAAUACAAUACAAGUUGAAGAUCUAACGAAAAUGUUUCCCACGCCACCAUCACAUGAACAACAUCAUCCGAAUUCCAGCCCAUGCCAAAUGGAUAUACAAAUGAACGACAUAUCUGUGAUAACACCCGCAAAUAUGCUGAGCCAAACGCUGGACACCGGUUUGGGUAUAAGCGCCAUGGUAAAGGUUAAACAGGAGUAUUCAGUUGAGUUGGGAAGUCCAGUCGAGCAGCCAAUAGAGGAUUGGUCCUAUGUUUUUAAGCCGCCAGCACAAGCAAAGUUUGAGGGUUCAUCAAAAUAUGCUCCAUUGACAAAUUUGCCAAGUCAGUCCUUGGCUCCUUUGGUAAUGCCCACAAAUUGUCGAUAUAAGCCUUCUUGGCAGCAGCCGCGAAAUACUCACCAACAACAACAACAACAACAACAACAGCAGCAGCACCAACAACAUAUGCAGCAGCAACAGCAACAACAACAGCAUCUUCAGCAACAGCAACAUCACCAGCAAUUACACGAAUUACUUUCCGCAGCACCACGAACACCUUUGCAACAACCCCGUACACCAUUGGGCCCAAUGUCCUCAUCACCCAUGCACACUACGGUGCCUACUCCACUAAGUAGUGGCGGUGGCGGUGUAGGCGGAAGUAGUCUUUUGCUGAACCAGUUGAAUUGCCCACAAGCUGCCUUGACGAAUACUCCGCCAACAAUGCAGCAAUUAAUGCAACGCACCGGCAUGUCACCGAUUUCACCGGCCAACCACGUACCCUUCCCACACACAAGUCCCAUGAUGCAGCAGCAUAGACAAACACCCAUACAUCCCCCGCCACCCUACGAAGUUGCCGUAGCCAGUCCCGCCUUAUCAACGGCUUCAUCGACGCCAGCAUAUCUCAAUAAACAAUAUCAUUCACAAGAACCUCCACAAACACCACAAAGCGUAAACAACCAUAUGCAGACAAUAGGUGGUCCACCCAGCGUUCAGGGCAAUAAUAGAGAUGCGUCCAAUUCGGGUUUCUAUGCGCCAACUAACAAUACUAAUUCCAUUCUUCAAGAGCUGCCAGAAGUUAGUUCGGUAAUUGUCAAUAUCCUCCUGUACGAUACCGCUUUGAACGUUUUUCGAGACCAUAACUUCGACAGCAGUACCGUAUGUGUGUGCAAUGCGGAUAAUCAACGUAUUGGAAAUAUACGGGGCUCCGAUUCGGGUGUAUAUGUUCCUCUGCCGGGAACAACAUUCAAUCCAACAUCACCUUCUUUGUCGACGUCCAAUGCAUUACGUGCUUUAAGUGCCUUUGGUUCGGUGGUAGGAUCAUGUGGUAUUGCCGGCGGGGCUCUGGGAGCAGUUGGUGGCAUUGCCAAUUCACUGGAUUCUCCCGCAUCAAUAGCUGGAGCUGGCUCCAGUUCUUCAACAACACCGUCGACAGCUACUCCCGCCAACAAUAAUGCUCAGCAGUAUAUAACCGGUUAUGUAGAUGACGACGCUGUCGAGUGUACUUGCGGCUUCAGUGCCGUCAUCAAUCGUCGUUUAGCUGGCAAGGCAGGUCUCUUCUAUGAGGAUGAAAUGGAGAUAACUGGCAUAGCCGAAGAUCCCGGACGUCAUAAGAAACAUUCCCUGCUGACUUUAAUAACCACCUUAACCUCCAAAGCGAACAACAACAACAACAAUUCCAACGCAAACAAUAACAAUGCCAUCUCCAACGCCAGCAGCAGCAUUAUAGACAAAUCGUCAGAACAGAUUGCGUUCGCAAUAUUUGAUCUGCUACUGGAACAAUGUUCCAUCAUACAAACAUCUAGCAGUGCCAUUCACCGUGCAUUGCAACGCCAUCGCAGAAAGCUGUCGAAAAAGUCGCAAAAGCCCCAAUCUGUAGCGGCAAUUGUAAAUAUUUUGGAAUACAUCGACGCAAAUGAUAUUGUUGCAUUGGCUUUGGAGCAGGCCCGCCUUGCCUUUGACAGUAACCGUAUGGACAUAAUGGAGCAGCAAAUGGUAUCGUUCUCAUCACAUCGAAAAACAUCCAAUAACAUACAAGUGGCUUUGGCUCUGACAGGGCGCCUAAAUGUGCAUAAAUGGCCUUAUAUACCCGUCGGAUUCUCCCGUAGCAAUAAAGACAUUGUUUCCACAAUGAAAUCCAUUCAACCUAUGCUACAAAAUGCAUUCCAUGCCAAAUCUCGCACCGCUGCCGGUUCCAGAGAUGCCACGUAUACAGUAAGUGGUCCUCUUACAUGGCGGCAAUUUCAUCGUCUCGCUGGUCGAGCAUCUGGCCAAUGUGAGCCACAGCCCAUACCAUCGGUUAUUGUGGGUCACGACAAAGAUUGGAUAUCGGUGGCGCCUCUGGCCAUUCAUUACUGGGACAAAUUCUUAUUGGAACCAUAUUCCUAUGCCCGCGAUGUUGUUUACUUGGUGAUAGCGCCGGACAACGAUUUCAUUCUAAGCAAAACAAAAACCUAUUUUAAGGAGCUAAGUACCACCUAUGAAAUGUGCAAACUAGGACGACACACGCCAAUUUGUGGCUGGAAUGGUCUGUUAAGUGUUCAACAAAGACCUGCGUCAGAAAAGCCCUUUACUACAUCGAUGGAUAAUUGGCUAAAAACUCUGGAAGAUAGCAAAUUGGCCGAGGAGAUGCGUUUGUAUGCAUAUGCUUUCCAGCAUCAAUUGGCUCCUUAUCUCAGCAGGGUACCAAACGAUAAGACUUUACUUAAUCCACCGGAGAACCACAGCAGAUGCAAUCAAGGUUACAGUACAUCAACGUCAGCAUCAUCAGCAUUUUCGUCCUCAUCGACGUCCACAGCGUCAUCGUCCUUUAUGUCGGGCGGAGGUAAUAACUCAAACACAACUGGAACCGACAAUGUACCGCACGGCACAAAUGCAUCAAGCGGAGAUCAUUCGCAACCUGCGGAUAAUAACGAACACUCGCAGCACGCUACAACAUCAAACAGUACAGAUUCGCAGACCAAUGCACCCGAGGCCAAACCAGCUGACAUUAAGCCCGAUGUAAAACCUCCCCUAAUACUAGGAGAUCCAUUGGGAGUGGCCGAGUGUUUGGAGGAAGUAAAUCCCUCCGCUAUAGUUCUCUAUGUUGUCGAACCGUUUACAUUCCGCUCCGAUUCCCCCGAACUGGAACGAAUAGCUUGCAUUGCACUGCUGCGAAUGUAUACAGAAUUGUUGAAGAUGAUACCCGACUCUGUUAGAUCUCACAUAAAUAUACAAAUAAUAUCUUUGGAAUCCAUACUAGAACUUGGACGGUCGAGAAAUCGAAAACGAUUCUCCGACGAAAUUAAAUGUCUAGCCCUAAAUAUAUUCUCGCAAUGCAAACGCCAUAUGGUGCAUGCCCAGGCAGUUAAGAGUUUGACUGGUUUUGGUACGGCAGCCAAUGUGGAAGCUUUCCUCAAGACCAAAGAUGAUAAGAAUAGAAAGGCAUACAAAAUGUACACUCCGCCCUAUAUUCUGGCGCCAAUGCAUGAGAAAAAUGAAAAAACCGAUUUCUCUCGCGCUGCCUGGGGCGGCAUGCGCGGUAGUCCAAACGAUCAAAAGUAUUCGGUCAUGUACUGUAACUAUUGUCUAAGCGAAGAUCAGUCCUGGCUACUGGCCACCGUAACGGACGAUCGUGGUGAAAUGUUGGAAAAAGUGUGCAUUAACAUCGAUGUGCCUAAUAGAACUAGACGACGUCGAGCUCCAGCCCGCCGAAUCGGCCUCAACAAACUAAUGGAUUAUAUAUUGGGUCUCAUAUCGCAAACAACACAAACAUGGCGUUUGGUUGUUGGUCGAAUAGGACGCAUUGGCCACAAUGAAUUGAAGUCAUGGUCAUAUUUGUUGGGAAAACAAAAUUUACAAAAGGCCACCAAACAACUAAGAGAUAUGUGCAAACAAUGUCAAUUGAUAAAUCCACCUACAAUUCUGAGUGCCUGUUUGGUAACCUUGGAACCAGAUGCAAAAUUGCGAGUAAUGCCAGACCAAUUUACACCCGAUGAGAGAUUUUCUAUACAAAAUCCCUUGUCGACACCUCAGGAUGUAACAUGUACUCAUAUUUUGGUGUUUCCCACAAGUGCCGUAUGCUUGUCAUUCACACGCCAAUUCCCCAAUGAACCCCAAGUGGACCUCGACGAGGAUUUCAUUAACUUUGGCAAUGAUGAAGACGAGAACGAGGUCUUUAAAGACGCCGAUUUGGAUGAUUUGCUAGGAACAUGGGAUAACGGUGGAACAGGACGUGGCAUGUCCAAUCAUAAUAGUCCCGAUCGCAUGGAAGACAAUCGUAGUUGGCAAAGUGUUGGAGGCAAUAACUUUAAUUCGAACCAACAUCAGGAUAUUGAAGAGGUUGGUCAAAUAAAUCAACAACCGUUAGCAGUGGGUUAUAUGGUUUCUACAGCACCUACCGGUCGAAUGCCAGCAUGGUUUUGGUCAGCUUGUCCACAUCUCGAAGACGUGUGUCCGGUAUUUUUAAAAACCGCCUUACAUUUACAUGUACCGAACAUACAAAUCACUGACGAUAUACUCAAUUCAACAAAUGCCCAUUCUUCGGCUACCGAUCAUCCACUGGACUCAACACUGACAGCUGAUGUGUUGCGUUAUGUCCUCGAAGGCUAUAAUGCACUAUCGUGGUUGGCCCUAGACUCGAAUACCCAUGAUCGUUUAUCAUGUUUGCCCAUCAAUGUGCAAACACUGAUGGACCUGUACUAUUUGACAGCAGCAAUUACUUAAAUAGGAACCGAGUGAGAGGGAGAAACAAAAAGCAUGAACGAACUCUUUGUGUACACACUUACACUUACAUAUACUAUAUACAUAUUUAUUUAUAUUGCAUUUUGUAUUUAUUUUCAAUGGUUAUAUUUCUUAUUUUUUGAAUGCCAAUGUUUUACGCAUUAUGUUAAAUUUUAAUCUGUUCUUUUGUUAGAAAAGCUUCCUUUUCUACAAUUAUCAUUUUUGUACCACACACAACAACAACAAUCAUAUUCUGUUUUAAUUUCUGUGAUAAUCAGGAAAAUGGGAUUCAAACAGGAAAUGCGAAAACUUUUUUCUUAUGCAUUAAUUUAAUAACGAAGUUUCUUCUUCUUAAUUCUCCUAAAAUCUACGCCCCCAGCGCCAAGUGCUAGUUUAUUUUAAUUAUAUUGGUAUGUACAUAUUUUGUUAAAUGGUGGGUUGGUGGGUGUGUGGGUGUUGAAAUUUUUUACAUUAAUACACUAGCGCCCCCACUCCAUUAACCCGUCGUCAUUGUAUAUGAACGCCUAGAAAUAUAUUUGAAAACAAAAAAAAAAAAAAACGUUAUGAGAACAACUCUGUUAAUGUUUUAUAUGCUUCCCAUGUGUUUUUUCGAAUUUUAUUGGGCUUCCAAUUGAAUUCCAUGUAUAUUGAAGACCAGACUCGUGACUUCACUUAUAUAAGUUGAUGAAGAUGGUGGCAGGAACAUCAUGCCGCCCUCCUCUCGCACUAAUGAUGUGUUUUUAAAUUUCAGUUUAUCAUUUUAUUCCACACAUUUGAUGUUUGUUAAAAUUUUGUAAUAUUAUGAAUUGUACAGUGAUAUACAUAUACAACAAAAUUAAAUCUAAAAAAGCAAUGGCCAUUGUAAUACAAAUAUUAUAAAAGUAUAUAACAGGGUUGCACAAAAUUAAAAUUACCUUUACACUGGCGUUCAUCACCAAUUCGCACAUUCACUUGUUCUCUUUGUUUCAGUCCUUGUUGAUAUAGCAACGAGUGAAACAAAAAAGGGAAAGCGCAUACGCAGCAUUUUUCUGUUUCAAUUUAAGAGUUAUGAUAAAAGAAAGCCCUCAAUCAUACAGUUAAAUAAAUUAAUUUUUACCGAUAAAGAUAUACAAAUUCCUAGAGAGGACUUUUCAUUUUGAUUUUGUGCAUCUCUGGUGUAUAACCAAUCACACACACACACAUUAAUGUGGAGAAAAUUGAAAAGAAUUUCAAGCAAAUGCAUUGAUGUAUAAACUUUUUUAUUUCCCUCUGCCAAAAUGUAGCCUGGCAAAAGGAAUAAGCAAACGACCAUACAUUUUUUUAAGUUAUUGUCCCUAAUGUGUAAAAAAAAAAUCACAAUUGUAAUUAUAGAAAUAAUAUAUUCUCUUUCAGAUUUUUUUUUACAAUAUUGGUUAACAAUACCAAAAUUUUUCUGUUCAAUUAAUUUUUUGGUUACCAUUUCGGUUCCCAAUCAUAUACAAUAAUUUACUUAACACUUGCCUAUGAAAGUUGAAAACCCCACUUCUAGCGAACAAAUGAGAAACAGUAAGCCAGCCAGGCAGCCCCACACACACACUUGAAUUAAAGUGUGCAGACUUCCUUGCGAGCGCCAUUUUGUAAAAUAUCUCUCAAACCUUUUCAUACUUCGCUGUUAAUACCAAAUAACUUUAACGCAUUGCUCGGUUAGACUGAAAUUGAGAAAUGUCAAAUGAAAUGCAGGAAAAAACUUAACCUUUAGGUGUGGCUCGGCCCUCCAAAUUUAACAAGCCCUUGAGUAUAAAUAAACAAAUAUUGCGAUGCAGGGAACUUUAUAACAACCAAUAUUUGGCACUCAAUAGACACUUAUGAAAAACACUCAAUAGGCACUUAUGUUUGUUUCGCAUGCUACAACAAAUAUUAGUUACAUAUAACUUAAAAAUUAAGUUAUAACUUAGGUUGUAACUUAAAAAUUUAAGUAAUAAUUUAAUUUUUAAGUGGAAUGCGAAACAAAAAAUAAAUCUUCUAUUGAGGGUUUUUUUCAUAACUGUCUAUUGAGUGCCAUAUAUUGGGACUUAUGCAGUACGUCGAAUGCGAAUAGAGCGCUCUCUAAUCGUCAUGUCUUUUCAUUUGUGUUGUACUUUUUUUAUAUACAUGUAUGUAUGUUCGAUGAAAUAAAAACACGAUUUAAUCGAAAAGGUUGCAUAUUUAUUGCAAAAUCCAUUUGUCAUGUUAAAUUUUUCGUACGUAUCACACAAUGUGCACAACUUUUAGCGUUGCUGUUUUUCAAAUUGCAUAUAUGUCUUAUCGGAGGCCACCGUAGCACAGAGGUUUGCAUGCCCGCUUAUGACGUUGAACGCCUGGGUUCGAAUCCUGGCGAGACCAUCAGAAAAAAUUUUCAACAUUUGUGAAGUAGUAUGCCAUGUAAAACUUCUCUCCAAAGAGGUUUCGCACUGCGGCACGCCGUUCGCAUUCGGUUAUAAAAAGGAGGCCCCUUAACAUUGAGCUUAAACUUGAAUCGCACUGCACUCAUUGAUAUGUGAGAAGUUUGCCCCUGCUUCUUAAGGGAGUGUUCAUGGUCAAAAUUUGCAAUAUAUAUGUCUUAUCGUCUAAUGACAGCUUAAACUGGUAUACAGGGGGUCAUUUACCGUAUACGUGAACGAGUAAAAUCGAUCGAAAUCUCUACUGUUAAUUAUGCACAUCUUUAUUUUUUAGAAGAGCAUAUUUUAAAUCUAAGAACGCGGGUGAUUAAAACGAUCAAAUUUAUAAAAAAAAAAUUACAUUAGAUUGUGUACAAAGCUGUGUAAAAUCCAUUAAAUUCGAUACGAAAUGCAAUUUGAAACGAAAGCGCACUCAAUAACGUAUGCGGUAAUAAGGCCUCGAGAGUAGCUGACAGAUAACGGUUUACAUUCCGUCUAUUUUGCCUAUGAAUCCAUUCACAAUAACUUUGCAUAUUGCCAUCAUCACAGAUCAUUUCAAACUAAAAACAUUAACCACAAUUCAAAAUGAGACAAUGUGGCGAAAAUGCUGCAUUCCAUGUCUUCUAUUAUUCUCACCUAAAGGCUGGUACUACGUUCUUUUUUGCGGAAAAGUUUCCGAAAAUCGUUCUUUCGGUGGUUUGACAAGGUUACCACAUUUGAUAUUUUGCCAUUUACAUAUAAAAAUUAAUAUGACAUCAAACAAUUUAUCAGCUGCUUACGUGCAUGUGAACACACAAAUGUGAGUGUGUGGGUCGUAUUGAAAUUCAUGUAUGUGUUGUAAUUUUAACCAAAACCAACCCCUUCGUAAUUAAUAUAUAAUGAAACACAAAAGAAUUUAAAAAGACAAAUUCAGCAUUUAUUUGUAAAAAUAAUUAGAUUUUGUAGUAUUUUCACUGUUAUAAGCCAACUUUUGAAAAGCCUUUGUCAGCAUCUUACACUUUUACGUUGUAAUUGCAGACCAAAAGCACAACACAUUCUUUCACAAUCCUUUUUAUUUGGUACAGAUUCAUUGAGUUGCUUGCUAUAAAAGAAAUUUUUAUUUUUCUUUCGAGUAUAUGUAUAUUAAAAAAAACUGUUAUUUAGGCAUCCACAAACACUUUAUUUUUUCCCACCCAGAGUAAAUACAUGUGAGCAACAAACACUCAGUUACAAUUACAAGUUUGGCGAUGGGGUUUAUUUUGCGUAAGAAUAUGACUUGUUGCACAGCGACUGUGUUUGUGCUCUUAAUUAGCUAUAUGAAAAAACAAGUUAUGACGAAACGAACACAUUUCGGCAAAUUUUUCCGUUUGUUUUUUUUUAUGGGGAGUUUCAAAGCGAAAACCGAAUAUAGUACCGGCCUUAACACUUGCAAAAGCGAUGAACGCAUAGCGAAUGGUAUGAAUAUUCUCCCUGUCGAACGAUUGAUCGUCCUAUGCUUUUAUGUGAUUAUUUUUUUUUUUUUGUGAAAGAAAGAAAUAUGAAAAAAAUACUAGUUCAUAUUUUAUCAACUAGAAUUGUUUCACCCACUCUCUGGUUUUUACCACAUUUUUACUACCAUUUUUCUUCGUACUACUCCAAAAAAGCAACGAAUGUUUGGGGAAUGGGGUGAAUAGUUUUUUAUUUUAAGUGUGACAUCUAUAUUUCAUUGCUUGAAAUGUAACGGUAUUACAAAGUUUGUCAAGAAGCAAUCGUCAAAAACAAUGAAUGAAUUUAACGUAACAGUAAUAGUUGCUGUUGUUGAAUGCAAGUCAAAGGCAAUGAACAUAUGAAAGCACAAUAAAAGUGAAUGGUUUUAUUCUGUUCUAUAGUAGCUGACCCAAAUAUUACCAAUUCAAAACAACAAUUUUUUUUUUGAAAUAUUUAUUCAGUCUUAUGGGUCGAUUACGGAUUGCAACCGAAUUUGUUUAAGAAUUUUUGAUAUGGAAGGUAUAUCUUAACAUGGACCAAUUUGGCUCAUAAUAUACAAUCCCAACCGUCCUACAUAAAUCGAUGACAAGGAUUAAUGAACAUUUUUGAGAACUCUACUACACUACUUGCAUGCUUUUGCCCAGACAGACUAUUCUUUAGUGGAAAGUCUAAAAAUACGGUACCUUUAUAGCACUAGUGUCAGUUUUAUCAACAGAAUACAUAAAUCAUCAACAGAGAAUUGUAUAGAUUUCUUAGGAGCAUUUCGAGUAAGCUCUAACAAGUGAGAAAAAAAUCAAAUUCUAAGUGCACAAAUGAAAUUGUUAACGUUCGAGUUUGUACAUUCUUUGAUUAUACAUACUCUUGAAUUUAUCAAAAAAAAAAAGCUUUCCAAAAAGCAUAACCUUGUCUUCUUAAAUCGAAAUAAUUGCAACUUUUGCCUAUAAACACUCUCCAUUUUGUCAAUUUCUGCGUGGUUUCUUUCAAGUCAAAAGUUUCAAUCAUAGCAACUAUGCUGUUACAAUACGGAAACCGUUGCGAUUUUAAAGUUAGCCAGCAGCUGCAGGCACUUUUGUGUUGGCAUAUGGCAAAACUAGGGCAAUCCGGAUGUAAACCAAUUAUCUGUUAAUCUAACUUAACAUUCUGUACUGCAGCUACUCUCUAAAUUGCCAAAUUAACCGUUCUCAGGGACUACCUUCUACUUGCAAGCAAAACUUUGAAUCAGUUUUAAGAGUAGGCAAACCAGAGCCAUUGUUAAUUUAGAUCUGUAGAUGAUUAGUUCAAAUAGUAUGGUAUAAAUUGAGAUUAUUGCGCGAAAAUCCAGCAACUUUUCAUAACUUUUGAUUAUAAGAGUUGUGAAAAAAACAAAGAAAUUAAUCUCAAGUUGUUUUUAAGGACAAAGAAAAAGUGAAACCAUAAUGAAAUACAUAUCUAAACAUGUUGGUUUAAGUGAAUAUGGAACAAUGUUAUGAAAGGAUUCGUUUAUCAUUUCAGAUCAGUUUUAAUAUUAACCGAACAAUUUUUUAAAAAGUCUCAUAGAGUGUACUCUUCGUUCUAGUCACUUACUCUUUAUACUUCCAUAAUACUCGGUUUCAUCCCUUCGGUUUUUGCAAUCACUUUAAUUUCAUAUAACAUAGUGUUUUAUUUUUAAUUUCACAACUUAAAUAAAAAAGUUAUUUUAUUUCAAUGCAUUUGCUUGAUAAUCUACAGUGAAAUUAUUGUAUCUAUUUGUAAAUAAUUAUAUUUAUAUAUACAUAAUUUAAUUAUUUUGAAAAAUUAUAAGUUCAAUUCUGGAAGCAGCAUCCAAACUAAAACUUUUGGAUAUUUCAUAAUUUUCUAAUUUUGUUUUUGUUCGAAAAACCAUUCAACACGCAUUUACUUGAUUUCAUUUUUCCUUUCACCUAUAGAAACAUAUGAAAUGAAACGGCUAGUGAUUAAGAUUGCUAGACGCCUACCUCUCAAUCUAACCUAACCUAAAAAAAACUUCUAAGCUUUCAUUUCAUGAAAAACAAUGAAAUUUUUAAACCGUUAUUCAUGUGAUAAACUCAAAUUGUGACUAGGAGCGAAAGUGAAACAAAAAACAAUCACUCAUAAGUCGGGGUACAACACACUGCUACAACAACAACUCUUGAGCCAUUGCAAAAAUAUAUUUUUGGCAGUUAAAAAAUUGUUACGCCUCACAAACUUUUCAUAUGCUCACCACCAUACGUUGAAAAUCAAUAUUUUGAUAAGUUGCCAACUAAGUGAUUUUGACAUGCAGUUGGCAAGGCAUUGAAUUACCGAUUUCUGCUAUGUGCUUAAAACUGCCGUCACACAGUGGGAUAGCAGAAAAUGGAAUAUCAAAAAUAUCUGCGGUUUGAUGAGAACGGGUAGAAAUAACUCUUUGAAAUUUUGAACGGUUAGUAUGAGGUGUUAACGUGUUCAAGGCCCUAGGAGGACUGGGCGCUCUUGGCAGGUCCCUAAAGUUGGCCACUAUGGUAUUUAGAAAAUGUGUUCGGGCUGUAAAAUCUUCAUUUGUGUAUUUCCAAAAUUCCUAUUCCUGCAAUAUUCUUUCGACUUUAAUUUAUUUUUGGUGUUGAAUUUUUGUAUUUACAAAGGCAUUUUCGCUUCGAUUUUGAUUCCGAUGCACCUGAAUUUUUGUUUUUAGAAAACUAAAAUUUUUCCCUUUUUGUUUUGUUUUAACACAUUCAUUCAAUAGUAGUGGAAAAAUUUCAGCUCAAAAGUUUUCAAAGAGUUAUCUCCACCCGUCAUCAAACAGCAGAUUUUUUAUUCGAUCGAUUCUAUCCCAUUGUGCGUCUUUUGAAUGUUCACAAAUAAGCUCUGGCAGAUUUUUUUUAACUAGCUUUUUUUUCGAUUCUAACCCAUUGUGCGUCAUUUGAUUGUUCCCAAAUAAGCUCUGGCGGUUAUUUUAUAGAAAUCGUCUACAGAAUCCAUGGUAUACAAGGUUUCUCCCAGUCACAACUGAAGUCCAUGUUGUUAGGUUGAAUGGUUAGCCCAAUAAAAUAGUACGAUGAGUUCAAGGAGGCCCGUUUGACCGAUUGAAAAAUUUCACCAAAAUUUUUUUUAAUUAUGAAUUUAAUUGAUUAUAAUAAAACAUUCAAUGAAUUAGUUGAUUCAUUUAUACAAUUAAUUUAAUCGGAAAUUGUUUCCAAACAAAAAUGUAAUAGAAAUUCUUUAAAAAACUAAAUUUAUAAGUGAAUCUAAAUAUUUAAAUUAAAAUUGAAAAGUUGCAAAAUUUUCAAUCAUUAUACCAUAGGAUGGAGUAUACUAAUUUCGUCAUUCUGUUCGUAACUCCUCGAAAUAUACGGCUGAGACCCCAUAAAGUAUAUAUAUUCUUGAUCGUCAUGUCAUUUUAAGUCGAUCUAGCCAUGUCCGUCCGUCUGUGUGUCGAAAGUACGCUAACUCUCGAAGGAGUAAAGCUAGCCGCUUGAAAUUUUGCACAAAUACCUUUUAUUAGUGUAGGUCGGUUGCGAUUGUAUUGUAAAUGGGUCAAAUCGGUUCAUGUUUUGAUAUAGCUGGCAUAUAACCGAUCUUGAGUCUUGACUUCUUGGGCCACUAGAGGGCGCAAUUCUCGUCCGAUUUGAGUGAAAUUUUGCACGUGGUGUUUUGGUAUCAUGUGCGCUAAGUAUGGUUCAAAUCGGACCAUGUUUUGAUAUAGCUGCCUUAUAAACCGAUCUUGGGUCUUGACAUCUUGAGCCUCUAGAGGGCGCAAUUCUCAUCCAAUUUGGCUGAAAUUUUGCAUGAGAUGUUUUGUUAUGACUUCCAAUAACUGUGCUAAGCAUGAUUAAAAUCGGUACAUAACCUGAUAUAGCUGCCGUAUAAACCGAUCUGGGAUCUUGACUUCUUGAGCCUCUAGAGGCCGCAAUUCUCAUCCGAUUUGGCAGAAAUUUUGCACAACGGCUUCUCUAAUGACCUUCAACAUACGUGUCUUAUGUGGUCUGAAUCGAUCAAUAGCUUGAUACAGCUCCCAUAUAAACCUAUCUCCCGAUUUUGCUUCUUGCCCUACAAGGGGCAAUUCUUAUCCGAAUGGACUGAAAUAUUACCAAUCAUUUCAUUUAUGGUCCGCAUCGGACUAUUACUUGAUAUAUCUCCAAUAGCAGCUCCAACAGUUCUUAUUCAAUAUUCUUUGCUUGCCUAAAAAGAGAUACCUCUCAUAGAACUCGACAACUGCGAUCCAUGGUGGAAGGGAUAAAAGUUUCGGCCCGUCCGAACUUUGCAUGCUCUUACUUUUUUUUAUUCUGGAUCAAUUAAAAAAUUAAUCGAAAAAUUUGAAAAAAAUCAAUAUAUUUUUUUAAUUGAAUAUAUAAUAUUUUCAAUUGAAAAUUUUUAAAAUUAAUUUUUUUAAUGGUACUAUCAUGUUUGUGAUUAAUUUGCAGAAAAUAGGAAUAAAAAUCGAUUUUAAUCACGAUAUUAAAUGCUACAAUAAAUUUUUUAAUUACAACUGUAAAAAUCACAGUUUAAACUGUGAUUGAUACAGUUUUUAAAAAAGCUUAAUUAAAAAAACAUUUUAUAUUCAAUUAAGAAAAUGAUUGAUUUUUUUUUUUAAUUUUCGAUUAAUUUUCAAUUAAAAAAAAUUAUGGAAAAUGUUAACAAUUUUCAAUUUUGACAAAUUAUUCAUGGUGGAACCAAAUGUUAAAGAUUAGCCUAUUAUCAUAUUCCUAAUUUCUAGAUUCACUUAUGAAAAUAUCUGGAAAAAAAUUUUUUUCCAUAACAUUUUUAAUUGAAAACAAUUUUAGAUUCAAUAAAAAACUUGGUUAACUCGAUUAAUUUUUGAAAAAAAAAAUUUUUCCAUAACAUUUUUAAUUGAAAACCAUUUUAGAUUCAAUAAAAAACUUUGUUAACUCGAUUAAUUUUUGAAAACAUUUUAUUUUCAAUUUAAUUUUUCAUUGAAUAAAAUUUUAAUUUCGCAAUUAAAAACGAAGAGAAAAAAUUGUAAUACAAAAUUGAAAGGAAUUUCAGAAUUGCAGCCCUUAUGAUUUCCAUACAAAGAUAAAAAAAAAAUUGUAACUAAAAAUUAUAAUAAAAAAAACAAAUAAUAAUAAUAAAAACAUUAUUAUGAAUACUACUUUCGCAGUUAUAUAUAUUUAUCAAUGCUAUAGUAUCUAAAGAAAUAAUAUAUUAUCGUAUAUAAAAAUUAAAUUAUUUCAAUAAAUUAAAAAAAAAAGUUUAGUACAAUUAAGCCGAGAAAAUACAGUUUUAUAUAAGCUAGAAAUAGAAACUAAAAAUUAACAAAAAAAAAAACAAAAAACGCAAAAAAAUUCAAAGCAUCUGCUAAACAACUUGUGUUAUAAAUGCAAAAAUAAACAAACUAAAAAUAUUUAUAUAUAUACAUAUGUAAAUGCUAACAAUUAAGUGUUAACAUUUUAACUAAAGCAACUUUUUAGAAUAAAUUUAAGCAAUAAUUCUAAGUUAUUUUAUUUUUUUAUUAUAAUAAAGGUUUUUUUCUUUUGAAAAAUAGGUUAAAGUUAAAGAAAACAAAAAGAAAAAGAAAAAAAAGUUCGCUACAAAUAAAAAUAAUAUUAACUAUAAAUACUUACAUACUAAAAUCUAGUAUAUCAUUCUUGUUUUUUAUACUUAAAAACAAUAGAACAUUAGAAGAGAUCAUGUUUUUAUAUUAAAAAAAAAAACAAUAAACAAAUACUUAAGAAAAUAUCAAAAGUAUAAAAAUUUAUAUUAUUAUUGAAAGAAGCAAACAACCAACCAACCAACUUAAUAUUAAUGUGUCUCAUACUACAUUGUGUUUUUAGAUUUAAUUUCCUAUUGUUUUUUCCGUCUUCUGCUGUAAAUGUAUCAUCAUAUAUAUAUAUAUAUAUAUAUAUAUAUACAUAUAUAAAUAUAUUUUAAUUGUAGCAAAAUUUUGUUUUCAACUACAUGUCUUAUUUCUUUUUAUAAAUUUUCUUUUUAUAAGCCAAGCCUAGUAUAUUUAAUAUACAAAUCAUUUAUAUAUAUCUACAUACAGUUAAAAUAUAUAUGUACAUAUAACAAAAUUCAAAAGUAGAAUAUAGAGAAAAUCUAAAGAAUAUCGUCUUACUAUUAUUGUAUAAUUCUUUUGUUUUAAGUCAGCUAGCAAAAAGAGAGGAGUACGUACAUAUAUAAGUAAAAACAAAAUUAAAACAAAUUCAAAUUAUGUAUAAUGAAACCAUAUUUAUAAAUCAUUUGUUUGUUUUUUUUUUAAUAUUAAAUAUUGUGUUACACAUAGGCAUAUGUACAAACCAACCAACCAACCAUCAAAAGUAUGUAUAUGCAUAUACAAAUAAAUAAGUAUUUAAUUGUAACUCAGCCCUCAACCAAGCAACACAACAAAAAAUGUACAUAAUUAAAAAAAAACCGAAAAAACAUAAAAAAAUACAUGAUGGUAUCUCUCUCUAUCUACUUUUCUCGUCUCAUACUUCAUAAAAAAAAAAUUGCGCAUAGUUUUCAUUUUAUACAAACCAACAAACAAACAAAAGCACAUAUAAAAUAAUAAUAAAAAAAAUAAUUAUAAUUGAUUGUAUUAAUUACAAAUAAAAUAUUAUGUAUUGCA